Molecule: messenger RNA, 1641 nt
Organism: Centruroides sculpturatus (bark scorpion)
Lineage: Eukaryota; Metazoa; Arthropoda; Arachnida; Scorpiones; Buthidae
Exons: 4
Coding region: 36-758 (240 amino acids)
Source: RefSeq, a predicted model, not a curated record
AACAAAAAUUACUGCAUUAUCAAGACUUGGUUGUAAUGUAUUUCAGCUUCGUCCAAAUAUUUGUGUGUCUGUUAGUUGGCACUUUGUACGUGUAUUACAGGAACGCUUACGGAUACUCAAAUUUACUAUGGCAAGAAAGUUUCUGUACUUUUCAUUUAUUAUUCGGUGUUCUCACCAAUGUCAGCGUCAUUUGUUAUAGCGCGGGAUUCAUUUGGAUUCUUACAUACAUCUCUAUUCAAUUGUUAGAUACAUUUAUUAUAGACAUAAAGGAAAAAAUACAAAAAAAAGAAGUUAAUAGCAAGACAUCGCUACUGGAACUGUCUUCGAUUGUAUAUUUUAUUAAAAGUAUCGAUAAAAUAUUCAAAACUAUUCAUUCGUUGUUCAUAACAGUUUUCAUUCCCAUAAUCAGCAUAGUAAUUAUAUAUAUGGUAGUUUACGUAACGAUUACAAUCGAAUCUCUGUUGAUAUGCUUUUCAAUAUUUUGGAUGGGCACUGUUAUCCUAAUAUAUUUUCUUUACUUGACAAGAAUUCCUUCGAACAUGGAACGGUUUUUCACUUGCAUAAUGGACAUUUAUUUCCUUGACGAUGACAAUAACAAAAUCGAGGAAGUAUUAAUGUCCAUAUCAAGAGCCGAAGUGGGAUUCAGAAGCAACAAUUUCUUUUUCUUCGAGAAGCAAGCGGUUUUAAGUUAUAUUCUGGAGUUUAUCACACAAUUAAUUGCAUUUUUGAUAAUAAGAAGUAAACCUAUCCUACAUUAGUUCGUAUCCCACCGAAUAUUUCACUGAUAUUUUUGACUUCGUAAACGAAAAAUUCUGUUCGAUGCUUCUUGUUAAUCUCAAUUCAUAUUGGAGAUUUUGAAAUUAGAUGUGUCGUUUAUAUUGUCAAAUCUAUAGUGACUUUACGUCAUCGUAUUCAAUGCCCGUAUCUCGAGACAGUUGAGGCUGGAAUCGAUUUUUAGCGGCUUCGAUUUACUGCAACGAAAUUCAAACGUUAAGUUGAUUGUAAGAAAGUUCUUUAACCAAAAAUAAUUGAUGCAUUUUACUGUGAAAGAAGAAACAGGAGUGUUCUUGUGAUUUACGGCAACGUAAUUGUUUCGUGUAUUUAGAAUCUCUUUUAAUUUCACACACGAAGAACAAUGCUCAGUUAUAGAAUAUAACUAUUCGAGACAAUUGAAAAACAAAGGUGAAAAUUAUAUGUUUUCAUAGCACGAAGAAGUUGGCAGAAAUUCACAGCCAUCUCGACUGGAACUGAUGAAAUAUUGGGCAGAAGAGUUAACAAAACUGUUUAAUAUACUUUAAAGCGAUUCGUUUAUAAGCAUUAAUUAAAUAAUAUUAAACACAGGAGAAUGACAUUUCUGACUCAUAACUAGGAGUCCCAUUUGUAGGAAUGUGGAGUAUGAAACGAAUGCGAUUAUAUGGUUCUUAUUUGUUCAUCAGCGGAAAAAAACUGUACCUAAACUUUGCGCCAUUCGAAAAGUAAAAUGUACUGUACAAGAUCCACGUAUCAUCGUAAAAUUGUAAUACACGCUUCAAUUACUUUAAACUCACUUUCUGUAAUGGGAAACAACAAUUUUACUUUUAGUAUAAUUAUGUAUGUACGAGUAUAGGCAUUAUUAUUGUUAAAAUGUUAAGUGUUAAUAAA